Xiphophorus hellerii (green swordtail) is the source of this 2007-nucleotide messenger RNA. Its product is annotated as scavenger receptor cysteine-rich type 1 protein M130-like. NCBI's taxonomy places the organism in Eukaryota, Metazoa, Chordata, Actinopteri, Cyprinodontiformes, Poeciliidae. Gene Ontology annotation, biological process: zymogen activation. The transcript is spliced from 10 exons. Gene Ontology annotation, molecular function: serine-type endopeptidase activity. Gene Ontology annotation, cellular component: plasma membrane. The coding region runs from base 64 to 2007 and encodes 647 amino acids. The record is from RefSeq and is a predicted model, not a curated record.
UGUUCAGAUCAAGACGACAUCAGGUUGGUGGGAGAGGCCAGCCGAUGUGCCGGGAGACUGGAGAUGAUACAUCAUGAAGAGUGGAGACCAGUGGCUGUUUGGUCUCAUUACUGGAACAUGAACUCAGUUGCUGCAGUUUGUGCUGGACUGGACUGUGGUUCUGCUGUUUCAGCAAGAGAUUCAGAGGAAGCUUCAAAGAGACCAGUUUGGAGGAUCAGUUCUGACUGUUUCCAAUCAGGAUCUGCAUUAAAGAACUGUUUACCUUUUGAUGGAGACAAUAAUCAGAGCCAUGAGUUCAUCUGCUCAGACUCAGUCAGGCUGGUUCAAGGGACCAACCGGUGCUCAGGCAGACUGGAGGUGAAGACCAACCAGUCGUGGUCCUCAGUGUGUGAAAAAGACUUUGACCUGCAGGAUGCAGAGGUGGUCUGCAGGGAGAUUAGCUGUGGGCCUCCUUCAGUCCACCAGGGGGCGCUCUAUGGAGAAGCAGAGGCUCCAGUGGGGAGCAGAGAGUUCCUGUGUGAAGGCAGUGAGUCUGCUCUGCUGAAGUGCAGCAGCAGGAAGAGUUCAGGUAGAAACAGCUGCUCACCUGGUCAAGCUGUUGGACUCACCUGUUCAGACAACAUCAGGUUGGUGGGAGAGGCCAGCCGAUGUGCCGGGAGACUGGAGAUGAUACAUCAUGAAGAGUGGAGACCAGUGGCUGUUUGGUCUCAUUACUGGGACAUGAACUCAGUUGCUGCAGUUUGUGCUAAACUGGACUGUGGUUCUGCUGUUUCAGCAAGAGAUUCAAAGGAAGCUUCAAAGAGACCAGUUUGGAGGAUCAGGUCUGACUGUUUCCAAUCAGGAUCUGCAUUAAAGAACUGUUUACCUUAUGAUGAAAUCAGUGAUCAGAGCCUUGAGUUCAUCUGCUCAGACUCAGUCAGGCUGGUUCAAGGGACCAACCGGUGCUCAGGCAGACUGGAGGUGAAGACCGACCAGUCGUGGUCCUCAGUGUGUGAAAAAGACUUUGACCUGCAUUAUGCAGAGGUGGUCUGCAGGGAGAUUGGCUGUGGGUCUCCUUCAGUCCACCAGGGGGCGCUCUAUGGAGAAGCAGAGGCUCCAGUGGGGAGCAGAGAGUUCCUGUGUGAAGGCAGUGAGUCUGCUCUGCUGAACUGCAGCAGCAGGAAGAGUUCAGGUAGAAACAGCUGCUCACCUGGUCAAGCUGUUGGACUCACCUGUUCAGACAACAUCAGGUUGGUGGGAGAGGCCAGCCGAUGUGCCGGGAGACUGGAGAUGAAACAUCAAGAAGAGUGGAGACCAGUGGAUGUUUAUUAUAGUUACUGGAACAUGAACUCAGUUGCUGCAGUUUGUGCUGGACUGGACUGUGGUUCUGCUGUUUCAGCAAGAGAUUCAGAGGAAGCUUCAAAGAGACCAGUUUGGAGGAUCAGUUCUGACUGUUUCCAAUCAGGAUCUGCAUUAAAGAACUGUUUACCUUUUGAUGGAGACAAUAAUCAGAGCCAUGAGUUCAUCUGCUCAGGUCUGCUGGUUGAGCCGCUCAUCUUCCUGUCUUCCUCCACUGACGGGGUCUCCACAGGCAGAAAGCAGGGGUCUGAGCUCCUCAUUGGCUCAAAUUUCAGCAUCAUCUGCUCCAUCAGACCUCAGUAUGAAGGCGGCUCCUUCCAGCUCAUCUUCAGCACCUCUAACUACACUCAGAACCAGACCCUGCCAGCUGUUAAUCACUCCGCCCUCUUCCUGUUCUCUGCUGCUGGCCACGCCCACCAAGGAACCUACCGCUGCGUUUACCACGUCUACGUUUUCUCCUAUAACUUCUCCUCUAUCAGCCAGCCUCUCAACCUCACUGUCUCAGGCAAACUCAUGGAGUCCAUCAGGAAAAGUUCUGCUUCAGUUUCAGCCUCUCCCACUGCUUUGAUCAUCAGGACUGGUUGUCGUCCUGCUGGGCCAGGAGAAACCAGAAGUCUGGACCAGAAAACAACCAUCAUGAUGAAGGAUCCAGAGCUGAAGGCAGCUUAG